AUGCUCGGAUCGUGUAUCUUGGUUACUCCAGUGCUAGAUGAGGGUCGGACAUUCGUUGAGGGUUACGUUCCAUCAGGAGAAUGGAUUGAACUAUCCACUGGCAAACGGUAUUUCAGUCGAGGUACAUGGAAAUAUUUCGAUGCUCCUCUGAAUGUCAUUCCGAUUUCUAUUCGUUGUGGGUGUAUAGUUCCAAUACAGGUUUCUGCUGAAACAACAGAUAUCGCUCGUAAGAAGGGAUUUGGUUUAUUUGUGAUCUUGUCUUCAACUGAUGAUGAAAGUAGUGCUGCUGGACAGAGAAUCAAAGCAUCGGGUGAAUUAUUCUGGGAUAAUGGAGAUGAUGCUAAUUUAAAUUAUGUACAUGUGAAAUUUGAAGUACGUGAUCGUACUUUAACAGUGACUUCUACACCGUCGAGUGUUGAAAGCUUAGAGAAAAUUGAUUUGAAAGAACUAGAUGUUAAGAUUAUUCUUAUAGUAGGUUUCAUUAAAAAGCCUGCAGCAAUUCUUGUAAACAACAAACCGGUAGAUUUUAUGUUUGAUAAUGAUUUGGAAACUUGUCAAAUUAAAAAUCAAUCCUUUUUAACUUUAAGUAAGGAAUUUAUGAUCAAAUGGAGAUUUUGAUUAUCUUUCAAACUUCCUUUUCUACAUUGCUCUUCAUCAUUCCGAUUAUUUUAAAUGGGAUAUAUUAUUUAGCUACCAGGAGUUAUACAGAUAAUUGUGCACC
Messenger RNA from Schistosoma bovis, 721 nucleotides. NCBI's taxonomy places the organism in Eukaryota, Metazoa, Platyhelminthes, Trematoda, Strigeidida, Schistosomatidae. The record is from the annotation of a GenBank genome assembly.